AACUACCACCACCCACAAUUCAUGAUAAUAUAAGGGGCCCCGAGUAAUGGUGAUUCAAGCAAAUUGCUAGUAAACCAUGAAUUUAUUGUCCAUCCUUCUCCUCCUAUUAUUGCUAUGCACUUGCAGUGCAGAUCGUGCGGGAGAGUUCUGCAAUGCAGACAGCGAAAUAAAGGGCAACAGCCAGAUAUUUGCAAAUACUGACUGGUUAUUGCCUGCGUUGGUUUUCAGGACUGCCUUGACUGGUUUUGCUCCUGUCACAUAUGGCAAAGGACAAGACAAAGUCUAUGGUUUAGCACAAUGCAGAGGAGAUGUGAGCAGCAAAGACUGCUUCAGCUGUAUCCAAGAUGCAGCAAAGCAAAUCCGUGAAGUUUGUCCAGACCAGGCCGAUGCCUGGAUUUGGUUCGAUUACUGCAUUUUAUUUUAUGACAACAUCAAUUUCAUUGGAAAAGUUGAUACAGAUUUUAGCAUAGUCUACUUUAAUGUUGAAGAAGCAACAGAAUUUGAAGACUUUCAUGAUGAGCUAGCAGCUCUGACGGAUCAGAUAAGAGCUGAAGCUGUUUUUCCUGGGAAUAGAGGGCUGGGUAAAGGUGAAAAGAAACUAUCUAGAUUUGCGAAACUUUAUGCUCAGGUUCAGUGCAUUAGGGACCUAUCUCGGAUAGACUGGCAGUGUCUGGCUAUUGCUUUUGGAAAUUUCCCUGACUUUUGUGAUGACAGAAAGGGAUGUCGAAUUUUCUAUAGCAGCUGUUACGUUCGAUAUGAGCUCUAUCCAUUUUUCUUCCCCAUUGAUUCCAGAAAUUCCAUGGUUAAUACUUCAGUGGUUGUAGCUAAUCCCUAGUUUGUGUCGGGAAAAUCA
This is a messenger RNA of Populus euphratica (Euphrates poplar), 853 nucleotides long. RefSeq names its product receptor-like protein kinase-related family protein. The record is from RefSeq and is a predicted model, not a curated record. Lineage: Eukaryota; Viridiplantae; Streptophyta; Magnoliopsida; Malpighiales; Salicaceae.